Molecule: messenger RNA, 1426 nt
Organism: Nomascus leucogenys (northern white-cheeked gibbon)
Lineage: Eukaryota; Metazoa; Chordata; Mammalia; Primates; Hylobatidae
Gene: MRGPRX1
Product: mas-related G protein-coupled receptor member X1
Biological process (GO): G protein-coupled receptor signaling pathway
Cellular component (GO): membrane
Molecular function (GO): G protein-coupled receptor activity
Source: RefSeq, a predicted model, not a curated record
UCCAUGGAUGAUCAGUCCUGGUCAUGAGGGUGUCACAACCACCUCUUUACGUAUCUGAAUUCCUCCCCCUGAGAGAAAAUUUCAGGCCCAGGAUAGAGUAAUCAUCAGGUCCACAGCCCUGGCCACUUGAGUGGGGGUGUUUUGAUCCUAAUGUUAUUCCCAUGUUAGCACAGAACUUGCGUGGCAGUAGAGAGAGGUCAGGCUUCAGAGUCAACAAGAACUGGAUUUCAAACUGGAUUUGAGGACCCCCACCUUUUGAUAGGUGACUUAUUCUCUGUGAGUCUCUGAUCUCUCCUCUUUAAAUGAGGAAGUAAAUCCCGCAUGGCAGGGUGGUGGGGAGAAUCAGAGAUCAUACAGCUGGUGAUCACAACUGGUUUCUGUUUCCAGGGUUACCAGACUAGCGUUUCUGAGCAUGGAUCCAACCAUCCCAACCUUGGAUACAGAACUGACACCAAUCAACGGAACUGAGGAGAUUCCUUGCUACAAGCAGACCUUGAGCCUCACGGUGCUGACGUGCAUCACUUCCCUUGUGGGGCUGACAGGAAAUGCGGUUGUGCUCUGGCUCCUGGGCUUCCGCAUGCGCAGGAACGCCUUCUCCAUCUACAUCCUCAACUUGGCCGCAGCAGACUUCCUCUUCCUCAGCGGCCGCAUUAUAUAUUCCCUGUUAAGCUUCAUCGGUAUCACCCAUAUCAUCUCUAAAAUCCUCUAUCCUGUGAUGAUGUUUUCCUACUUUGCAGGCCUGAGCUUUCUGAGCGCCAUCAGCACCGAGCGCUGCCUGUCCGUCCUGUGGCCCAUCUGGUACCGCUGCCACCGCCCCAGACACCUGUCAGCGGUGGUGUGUGUCCUGCUCUGGGCCCUGUCCCUGCUGCGGAGCAUCCUGGAGUGGGUGUUCUGUGGCUUCCUGUUUAGUAGUGCUGGUUCUGCUUGGUGUCAAACAUCAGAUUUCAUCACAGUCGCGUGGCUGAUCUUUUUAUGUGUGGUUCUCUGUGGGUCCAGCCUGGUCCUGCUGAUCAAGAUUCUCUGUGGAUCCCGGAAGAUGCCGCUGACCAGGCUGUACGUGACCAUCCUGCUCACAGUGCUGGUCUUCCUCCUCUGCGGCCUGCCCUUUGGCAUUCAGUUUUUCCUAUUUUUAUGGAUCCACGUGGACUUGGAAGUCUUAUUUUGUCAUGUUCGUCUAGUUUCUAUUUUCCUGUCCGCUUUUAACUGCAGUGCAAACCCCAUCAUUUACUUCUUCGUGGGCUCCUUUAGGCAGCGUCAAAAUAGGCAGAACCUGAAGCUGGUUCUCCAGAGGGCUCUGCAGGACACGUCUGAGAUGGAUGAAGGUGGAGGGCGGCUGCCUGAGGAAACCCUGGAGCUGUCAGUAAGCAGAUUGGGGCCGUGAGGAAGAGCCUCGGCCCUAUCAGACAGGACUUUGAGAGCAACGCUG